This is a messenger RNA of Bipolaris oryzae ATCC 44560, 2205 nucleotides long. RefSeq lists its product as uncharacterized. Gene Ontology annotation, molecular function: prenyltransferase activity. Bases 1 to 2205 code for a protein of 734 amino acids. Gene Ontology annotation, biological process: isoprenoid biosynthetic process. The record is from RefSeq and is a predicted model, not a curated record. NCBI's taxonomy places the organism in Eukaryota, Fungi, Ascomycota, Dothideomycetes, Pleosporales, Pleosporaceae. The transcript is spliced from 4 exons.
AUGUCAAGCCAUACCUCGAGAGAGUUACUCUACGACGUGACUUCUUACACAAUCCCCAUCUCAAACUACGACACACAUGGUCUUUGUAGAAACUUCCCGGUGAGAAGACACAAAUGGGAGGCCGAAACUAAUGCAGGAUGUCAUGAGGCAAGGUCCGAUUGGAUCAAGUAUAUCGGACCAACUGUUGAUUUUGGAAACGCCAAUCCGAUCAAUGGAAAUCUCGUUGCUAUCGCGUUGCCGUUGGCGAAACCAGAACGUUUAAGUUUGAUUACUUACGUUUUCGAAUAUGGAUUUCUAUACGAUACCAUUCUCGAUCUGCAGCAGCCGGAGAUGUCGGAUCACCACAAUCAUAGUAGUCAUCCCGAAUGGAAGGAGUGGGACAGUACGAAUCCAGUACUCGGAACGGCUCAGAUCCAAGCGAAAAUUAUGAUGCGACUUACCUCAACAGACCCAGCUUGCGCUGAGAGAGUACUACGCGCGAUGAGAGAACGGGCAGCCAUAAGUUUUCUGAGCAAGGACAGAGAGUUCAGCUCAUUAGAGGACUAUCUGGAUUUUCGAGUCGUCGAUGUUUCAGCGCCACUAUCAGAAUCUUUAGCACUCUUUGGUAUGGGCCUUGUACUCACUGAGGAAGAGGAGGCCAUACUCGACCCCAUCCGUAGACCCUGGUACCGCGCACUCACUCUGGCCAACGAUUACUUUUCUUUCGAACGCGAAUAUCUCGAGUUGAUAGAGUCAAAAGAACUGAAAACGAUAAAGAACGCCGUUUGGCUGCACAUGAAAUGGUAUCAUGUAGGCAUUGAUCUUGCCAAGAAAAUGGUGUUGAACAUGACGCGGCAGUACGAGGAUCAGUUUCUUGAAAGCUGCGCAGAAUUUCGGCGCAAAGACAACCCGUCCGAAAAAUUGAGUUUGUAUUUGGAUGUGCUGACAUUCAUGGUCAGCGGAAACAUGGUCUGGAAUUUGAAUUGUCCAAGGUACAAUCCUCAUGUCAGAUAUGACCCAAACGCUGGCCUCGAGGAUGAAUUGACGGCAAAGUCGAUGCCAACAACUUUGGGUAUCAAUUACGAGGCACGUCUUGUUCCUAGAGAGAAUGAUGAUUCGAAUCAAGCAAGUGUUGCACGUCCUGAUUCAGCGAUUGGGCACUCACGAAGAUCUUCCGCCGAGACCUGUCUUACGAGUACCGGUAGAACCGAAUCAACAUUGAAUAGCCAUCUCUCUCAUUCAUUACGCACUUCAAUCUCCUCAAGCCGUGGGUUGGAGCAGAUAGUCGUCAUUCAUCCUCCAAAGAGAGUGUCUUUGGACUCCAGAUAUGCCAAAGCGCCAGUCGACUAUAUCAAGUCACUACCAUCUGGAGGUGCUCGGGAUACCUUUAUCAAUGCCUUUGCCAUUUGGUUCAACGUUCCUUCAGCGGCCGUAUCACGCAUCAAAUCAAUAGGCAAUCGCCUCCACUCCGCAUCCCUCAUACUCGAUGACAUCGAAGACGGGUCUGGCCUUCGAAGAGGCGAACCAGCAGCGCACGCUGUUUUUGGUGUUGCGCAGACAAUCAACUCAGGAUGCUAUGAGUUUGUAAGAGCGAUGGAAGAAGCCCGGCAGUUGGGCCCCGAUGCAAUCGAGAUCGUCCUCGAAGAACUGGACGAAUUGCAUGUCGGACAAUCUUAUGACCUUUACUGGACCCAGAACAGCGUUUGUCCAUCGGAGAACGAGUAUCUGGAAAUGGCGAAGAAGAAGACGGGAGGAUUAUUUCGUCUCAUCGCACGACUACUUCUCAGCUGCUCGACGAGCAAAGAGUCAAACAAGCACCUAGUCUCCGACAUCGAAGAGCUUGUAAACCUCAUCGGGAUACAAUACCAGAUUCGCGACGAUUACCAGAACCUUUGUUCCAAGGACUAUGCUGAGAAGAAGGGGUUUUGUCAGGAUUUGGACGAGGGGAAGUUUUCUUUCCCACUAAUACACGCGUUGAGCCUACAGUCGGAGGGUACUCAGCUAUUGCGUGAGCUUCUCCAGCGGAGAAGAGAUACAGGACACCUCUCAUAUGAACAGAAAAAGCUCGUACUCAAGCAACUUGACCGCACAGAUAGUAUGACAUAUACACGCGAGACAUUAAAGCGGCUGGAAGGUAGGGUAUACAAAGGUGUGAAGAGGAUCGAGGACGCUACCAAGAUGGAAAACUGGGUCCUGAGAGCUCUGUUGCAAAGACUGGAGGUAUGA